AGGCUGCUCACACGCUGCCACUGGGUCGUCAGGAGAGUUCUUAAGACUAGCGGGUUUUUACAGUCUCGGUGGGGUGAUAGAGAUAGUCAGGGAAGAGGAACUUACUGUUGUAGACGAGUGAGUGACGGUGGUGUGGUGUAGCGAGUGACGGUGGUAAGUUAUAGCGAGUGACGGUGGUAAGGUAUAGCGAGGGACGGAUUCUGAAGAGGUGAGUCAUGCCGCCUAUAGAUCUGUUUAGUGGGUUGUCGUUACUGUUGUGUUGUGAUUCUUUUAACGCCAACAACGACACCGCGACCACCACACUACCCAUCACGACACCAACUACUACUCCCGCCACGACACCGACUACGACCCCUGCCCCUCUACUUCCCAUGGCCCUCAGGACAGAAGCCCAUCAUGAAGACGUCACCCACUCAGAACCUGUCAACGACGAGGUGGACGAUGACGACGAAGUGGAAUAUGUAAACACGGUGGUGGUGAAACUCCCUAGCAAAAUGGCAGGAGGCGGAGUGGGGCAUUUAGUGCAGAUCAACGUGUUUAUAGGCGGGCUGAAGGAGGCGCUGCAGGGGGGGAACCUUCCACAAGAUAUACAGCUCAUCAUGGAUAUCCUCAAUUCCUCGUGUAACCAAGAACACCUGCAGGGAAUUCAAGAAGACCCUCAACAAGACACAAAUUCUGAUGACCUGCAUAACACCACCAUCUCCCUCUCUACUUCUGAAGGUGGUAACGGCGAGUGUAACCCGUCCGUAGAGAAGGAGAAGGGGGCAGGAAAAGAGGAAAUGAUGAAGGGAGCAGAGGAGGAAGAGGAUAAGAAGCUAGCGUGGUGGCAGAGGAACAUUGUGUACCAAGUGUACCCUCGUUCCUUCCAAGACACUGACGGCUCCGGUAAAGGCGACCUCAAGGGUAUAGCGAUGAGGGCAGACUACCUGCAGCAGCUGGGUGUGGCUACAGUGUGGCUCAGUCCUAUAUUCACCUCCCCCAUGGCUGACUUCGGCUACGACAUCUCUAACUUCACUGACAUCGACCCUAUCUUGGGCGACAUGCAAGACUUUGACUUCCUCUUGCAGGAGUUCCACGCCAGAGACCUGAAGGUGGUGCUGGACUUGGUGCCCAACCACACCAGCGACCAACACGAGUGGUUCACCAAGUCUGUCCUGCGGGAGGAUUCUUACACUGACUACUAUGUCUGGGCUGACCCUAAAGGCUACACUCCUUCCGGCACCCCCAUCCCCCCUAACAACUGGCUGAGUGUGCUCCGGGGGACGGCGUGGCAGUGGGUGGAGGAGCGGCAGCAGUUUUACCUCCACAAGUACAGGAAGGAGCAGCCGGACCUCAACUACCGUAAUCCCGCCGUCAGGAGCCACAUGAAGGAGGUAUUAAAGUUCUGGUUAGAUCGAGGUGUUGACGGUUUCUGCCUUGACGCCCUGAAACACCUGUACGAGGCAGAGGACUUGUACCAGGACGAACCAGUGAGCCUCAAGUCAGGUGUGAGUGAUCCUCUGCAGUAUGAGUACCUGGAGCACACCCUCACCGUCAACCAGCCGGAAGUGUUCCAGAUUGCCCUGAGGGAGUGGAGGGAUCUGAUCGACCAGUACCCCGACAGGUUCCUGAUAGCCCAGCUGUAUGACCCAGACAUCAGCGAGAUCAUGAAGUACUACGGGACCUCCUCAGCGCCUCUCUCUCACUUCCCUUUCAACUUCCGGUUUAUACAGUAUCUCAAGACCCGCGAUGACGUCACGGGCCACAACCUACUGGCCUACAUCACCGAGUGGCUGGACAACAUGCCGGCUGGAAUGUGGCCAAACUGGGUGCUGAGUAACCAUGGCAACAGUCGCUUGGCGUCUCGGGUGGGCGGGGACCUUGUGGACGCCCUCCACAUGAUGACGAUGCUACUGCCGGGGACCCCGAUCACCUACUACGGCGAUGAGCUGGGUAUGGAGGACACAUAUGUUACGUGGGAGGAGACGCAGGAUCCUUAUGGCAAGAACUUCGGCCCUACGAGAUACCAGGAGGCGAGUCGUGACCCCAGUCGGUCACCUAUGCAGUGGGACGACUCCCAUAACGCAGGCUUCAGCUCUGCCAACAACACGUGGCUCCCGGUGAACGACAACUACUUGACGGUGAACGUGAAGGCGCAGAUGGCGGCGCAGGAGAGUCACCUGCGUCUCUACCAGCGCCUGGCGAAGCUGCGUCAGGAGGUGACCUUCACCCACGGGAACCUGACUUUCCCCGUCGUCACCCAGCAGGUGUUCUCCUUCCUCAGGAGCCACCUGAGGUCACACAGUUACCUGGUGGUCAUCAACACCUCCCGGCAGCAGCUGUUGGUGGACCUGACGAAGGGCACAGGGCUGCCACCCACCGCCACCGUCCUCCUCCGCUCCGUCACCCACACUACCCCAAGGAGAGUCAUCCACACUACCCCAGGGUCAGAGGUCAACCUUGCUGUGUUGAGACUGAAGGCCGGUGAGGGACUCGUCCUUAGGCUGCCCACACAAGCUUGAAGCCUGAUACAACCUGAAGCCUGAUACAACCUGAAGCCUGAUACAACCUGAAGCCUGAUACAACCUGAAGCCUGAUACAACCUGAAGCCUGAUACAACCUGAAGCCUGAUACAACCUGAAGCCUGAUACAACAUGAAAGUUCCACACCUGUGAGUCACCUGUCGUCUGCCUUAUUAUUGAUUGAAUUUACUAAACACGAAUUAUUAUUAUAAAUUAUAUAAGAGUAAAACAAAAUUAAAAGGAAUUAUUAAA
This is a messenger RNA of Homarus americanus (American lobster), 2753 nucleotides long. Its product is annotated as maltase A3-like. The record is from RefSeq and is a predicted model, not a curated record. Lineage: Eukaryota; Metazoa; Arthropoda; Malacostraca; Decapoda; Nephropidae. Bases 216 to 2501 code for a protein of 761 amino acids. Gene Ontology annotation, biological process: carbohydrate metabolic process. The transcript has 11 exons.